AUGCCCGAACCUCUCCGAAGUGCGCUUCCUCUGUUGAUUGAGCUGUCCGUAGCACCCUCUCCGGAACCCCUUGACCUUCCUACCGUGCGCAAGGCCCCUCCAGAGCCAUCUCUCGCGAGCAUUGUUGCAGAGGUCCAGGCGGAGGUCCUCGCAGAAGCGUUUGGUGAUGGAUCCCAACUGCCUAUUUUGCUGGCAGUACCUGGAUUUCCCCUAUCUGUGCUUCACGUCUCGGUGCCAACGCAUGUCACGGCUGAUGGGCUUAACACCAUUGUGCAGGAGGAGGUUCUAAAUAGGCUGGAAAGUUGCUGGGACGCCUGUGCGCCGGUAUGGCCGCGUCCUGAUGCCGACUCUGCUGCUUUCAUUGCGUAUCCUUCAUGCUUCUCCGUGCUUGGUCGCAGAGCGGUGCUGAUUGACACAAGAGACCUGGGUGGAAGCGUCUUUGCCAGCGUUGUCCCUUCCUUCGCUACCUUGCAAGACCUGCGUAGAGUCUCAGGAUGGGACUCCGUCCGAGCGCACGACGUUUUCACCCCUGGCAGCAACACCCCGCUGUGUGCGGAUCAGAGUGUUGGCUUCAGGCAUGGGGAUCUGAUUAAAUUCAUGCGCCCCCUUUCCUCGCCCGCCUGGACCACGACUAGGCUGCCAACUUCCAAUGGCCAUAAGGACAGUGUGCGUCUGCCUUACUCACCUGCUGCUGUAGGUGCGCUGGUCCUUCACCCUGAUAGAACCGCCUAUCUCAGCUCAUUUGGUCAUGACGACUGGGCCACCAUGCAGCAGGCUGCGGCGCUUAUAGAUGUCCCACUGUCAUCAGUACGCAUGGUUGCAGCUUGCUUGCCUGCCGGUUCUUCACUAGUCCAUCGGGGUAAUCACGUAAAAGGGGUGAUUGGGGUCGUUCCGCGUAACUGUGGUGGCGAAGAUAAACCCUCAGCAUCCCUCACUGCGGUCUUUCUUGACUGCCGACCGCUUGGUCAAAGUAUGUCUCUAAUUGCCUUUGAGGGAUUCAUCAUCUCGCGAGACGCUCUGCGAGCUGCCGCCGGGGUUCCCCUGCUCACGGGCUGGACGAUAGCAGUCAAUGGGGGUAGGCGCUGCAAAGAAGGUUUCGAGGUCUACCAUGGUGAGACUCUCAUUCUAGCAUACACCCGUGCUGCAUCGGUUCCGUGCCCUGAAGUGCUGCUCUCAGAGUCAGAGGAAUCUGACCAGGGGACACUCCCGGAGUCAUCUGAGUGUCCUGCUCCCAGACUAGCUCCCCUUUCCUAUGCUAGUCUUCCAGGCAUUGGAUUCAAGACCCCUUCCGAGGGUACCGAGAACCUUGCCCUGAAUGUUCAGGCCUCGCAGGAGCAGGGAAUUGUUGGACACCUUCCGGCCCCCUUCCAUCGCAUUGGGGAGUUCCCUCCACUGGCCGAGGGACCCCUUCCUGCGCUAGGUGACCAUGACUCCGAUGAUGAGGAUGACAGCGUCUGGCACCCCACCUUUAUGAUUUAUGCCAUGCACACUGUCCCGGAGGAAGUGCAAGUCACGCUCCGAGCGCCUUGUCAGAUCGAGACAGCCCGCGAGGCCGUCUCUGCUGCUAUGUCAGAUCAGCGGAGUCGUUACUAUCCCAAUAUCGUGUUUGCGGACCCACAACCCACGCAAUAUUGGGGUGCUGCCAUUGCCCUUCCAGGAUGGGCUAAGCGUGACCCAAUAGUGUUGUUGAACAUGUUGGAUUUGGACGACCGCUGUUUCCUGGCCUCACUAGCCAAUCCGUUCUCGCGUGCGCAAGUCAUUCGUGCCGCAGGCUUGCCACCUGACUCGGCGGUAGAUGUGUUCGCAUUCCGUGAGCACAUCCCCAUGGGGCCAGAUCGGGAAUGCGACCUGGUCACUGGCGGCACCGUAACAAUUCAGAGAUCGGGCGCAAGAUGGACCGUUCAAGGUCACUCCAUCUGGACGAUGUUGGUCUCGCCGCAUUGUUGGGACCCGGCACCACAGAUCCAGGCACCCCCGCGGGGCCACCGCGUCCUCGUGGUACAGGACGACGCAUUCGGCUGUUUCUCUACCGAUGUGGCCGACGCACAGCUCCUGAACGCCGUGCUGCAGGAACACGGCGUGAUGGCAGGCCAGGCGUACUUUGCAAUCAGUACACCACCUCCUGGCGACCUACAAUACUUGGGUUUUCAUUGCGAGAGGUUGUGCGCCUUCGCUCUAGCUGGUGAUGAGGUUGCCCGACCCCCUUCCACCCACUGUGUCACAAUCCUGGACUGCCGACCGUUGCUUCAAGGCUGGGCCCUGUGGCUUACGGAUGAGCCGCAUGUCUCUCAUGUUGAGCUUGUCGACUGGUUGGACACCUUCUCACCAGAUGGCUGGCAGCCGCAGGUCGAAGGUGCAGAAAUUGACAAUAGCACCGGCAAGCUUGCGGUUCAUAACGGUUGUGUGCUCAUCGCUGAGUAUGUCCCCUCCACCUCAGCGGAGUUCUGCAGCAGCCCGGCAGACCAUGGGGCCUCCUGCAUGCCGGAAGCUGACGAAGACUCAGAACCUGAUGAGUCCUCUGACACCAGUGAAGCAAGCUCCCCCAGGCCGAGGCACCAUGCCCCCGACCGCAGCCGCUCCCCUCGCCGUGGGCCUCCUCCGCCAAGCCCCCGUGCUCGUGGAUGCCUUGCGUGCUGCUGUGCUGUGGCUGUCCUUUGCACGCCGGUCGGAGCAAGUGUGCUUGAUUUUGCCAGCCCUGCGCACCGAGUUCUACUCGCCGAACAGGCCAGGUACAUUGGCAUUGCUUAUGCGUUUAUUGUGCUCUCGUUUAGCAUCCUAGGUUGCCCUCAUGUAGGACACAGGUUCCUCUCUGAGCCCGCAGGUCACUCCCCCACAGAACGAUGGCACCUCUCAUACCUGCGUCGCCUUACGAGACUGCUAGGAGGACGCUGGCACUAUGACGAGGCUCUCGAACCGUACGAUGGCGUGCAUCUUAUGGAAGCUCCUCAUGACGCACUCUCUGAUGACGAUGGCGAGAUUUUUGCUCGCAUAGGCUGUGCGGUUCUGAAGGUUGGAUAUCGGCCUGAACUCCUUUCUGUUGCCAUCUGUAUGCCAGCGACGGAGGAUGAGCUAGCUGUUGCUGUGCAGGCUGCGCGUGGGCACGACUGCCGCCGGCGCUUCCCCAACAUGCAUCCAAUUUUGCCGCAACCUGUCUGUGGCACAGCAGUUUUCAUUGCCACCCCGGCAUGGAGCACCGAUCUUCAUGCGGUCUGUUUCUCCACAGCCUGUAUAGAUGGCAGGGUUUUCGUUAUCCACGCGCCUGACUAUGUCUCCAGGCACGAAUUGCUAUGGCUAGCAAGGAUCAACAAUCCUGAAGACGUGGACAUUUAUGUGGGUACUGCGGAAGACCCCCUCAUUGAUGAGGUCCCGGUGCAUCUGUUCCCGGCUGCCCUUGUGUCCUUCGUUCCACGAGCAUCCUCUCCAAAUCGGCGCACAUUGGGAGAACGUCUUCUGUCCACAGAAGGAUGGACAGACGUGCCCACUCUCCCGAUAAUACGGGACGCAGAUGCAUACUGUGUCGUCCAGCUCGGAGCGUCCUUUCUGCACUUCUCCCCGCCCGAACCCACAAGGUACAGGGAUGCCAUUGCGCAGGCGACUGGCAUUGCUCUUCGUGUGCUGCGAAUCCAAGCGGCGCAGCCACGACCAACUGAUGUUGAGAUAGAUGGAUACCAGUGCCGAACUGUUCUUGCUGCAGCCGAGCCACCCCAUGUGUAUGGCAACCGCCCUUGGCACUGCUGCCUGCUCGAUUGCCGGCAAAUACAGGAUGCAUGGCGUAUCCUCCGAGUCCAUGCUGGCAGAAUCCAUCUCCCCCACCUCUUGGAGACUAUCGAUGAUGAUGCUCCCCGCGGAUGGCAGGCUAGGAUUGAUGUCAGGCCUGAUGCACACGGCUGGCUUCAUACGCACCCGGGACAGAUUUUGGUUGUCGAAUACGUGCCGUUAGCCGCGGACGACGGCCAUACUCAGCCCCCUGGCGGUGCGUCCGGACCGCCCCCUCCAGCCAACUCCGCUGCAUCAACUCUGGCUAGCGGAGCCUCCCUCGCCACACAGCCAGAGGGAUCUCCCUCUACCCUGCCGGUGGAGCCAGUGCAAGGCGAAGGUAUGUCUGAGGCCCAGGAUGUCCAUAUCCCCUUCCUUCUGUUUGCUCAGGAGUGCUGGCCGGAGCACGUGCUUGUUCGAGUGAUCGUGCCCGCAAUGCCAUCUGAGGCCUUUGGCUUUGCUGCACAGGCACGCGAGGCAGAAGAUCACAGAAAGAGACCGCGGAUUGUGGAGGUCUACCCACAGCCUCGUGCCGGGCAAGUCUGCGCGCUUGCGCUCCCCCUAUGGCGGUAUGAUGGUGCGGCAGUCCUUAUCGACAGCAGAUUCCCCUACGGACACAUUUUCGCGCAGGUGUUGCCUAAGGUCAUCCGGAGAGCCGAUAUGCUCAACCUUUUGGGCCUUAGCAUGUCCUCCGACGUCCGAGUCUUUGUGCGCGACAUGCCUUGGCCGUUACAGGCAGGUGACCCAGUCGAUUUGGCCGAAGGUGACCUCAUCACAGUUCUUCCAGCCGCUGGCCCCUUUGAGCCGCUACCUAGCCUGGCUUCCAUGCUCAGAAGGCCUAGGAUGUGGGAGCCAUUUCCCGAGCUUGGCGGUGCACAGCAGAAUGUUUCGUGGGUGCUUUCUGAUGGCCCUGUUGCUGCGACUUCUGUUGAUAGAGAUCUCUUUGCAUCAAGCAGUUCCGGGGCUGCUGCAUCUUUGCGGCUCCCGGAUGGCUCGUUCACGCUCGUCCCUACAUCCCCAGCCAUAGAUGAUCAUGCCCGGCUCGGCGUUCUCUCUAGGGGCGUUCUUGUGGCUUGUCAAACGCAUGAUUUCACGCCAAAUGGGCGCAAUGCUAAAACCCCUUUUGUGCUAGACUUGCGGCCCAUCCUUCUGACUAUCGGUUGGGCGUAUGCUCCUGACAGUCUAGUAGAUGUGGCCUCUCUGUGCCACCGGCUAGCAUGGCGAUGCCCAGCAGGUUACCACAUCCGGAUCUACGGUGGAUCCCUUAUUCAGGGCGGCAAUCAUUACCGCCGCGUCGAGCCUGGUGAAGUGCUCACCGUUGAGUUCCAGCCGAACUAUCUGCAAGGUAUUCGCACGCACGACUCCCCUGCAACCGUGCCCCCUGCAAGCAGUGCGAACUCGGACUUCGAUCCUGACUUCGGAGGGGACCAAGCAUCCUCCUCAACCUCCUCACGUGCCGACGCAGGCACAGGGGCCACCCAGCGAUACUCUGCGGGCUAUGGCAGCAGUGGCCGGGGAGGUAUGCAAGGUAAUGGACAAACCAGCAAUCGCUUCAUUACUGGUACCCCAAUCCAUGGGAGGCGCACCCUCAAGCCGGACGCACCCGCCUGUCAAGCCACUUUCUCAGGUUUCCAGGUGACGGCCCCCGAUCUUCCCUCUGAGUGCCGUUCUGAUGCCCAACCGAUGUACAUGUGUUCUCUCGGUGUAAAUGAUGACGAUGCCUCUCACGAUGGCGAACCGGAGCACACCCCUGUUUCCCGGUAUGAGCACCCUGUCCGCAGUGCCGACGCAAGCCAUAGGCGUUUGAGCCGUGGUGACCGCCGUCCUGAUCGGACCCCGUGCGGAAGAGGAGAGCGCCCUGCUGCUGCCUGCCUUGCUGUUGGCGCCUGCAUUUGCAUUGCUGCAGUGUCCAGUACCAAUGCCUUUGGUGUAGUUGUGCUCUUGGCGCUGAGCCGCUGCAGUAGCCCAAUUGGGAUUGCAUUAUGUGCUCUCAGCCAGCCGCGGGUCUUCCCUGUUGCCGAGGCCGUUCACCUUCACACCGUUGUUACUGCAGUUCCUAGGGGGACUGUGUGUGCUACCUCGGCGGCCGACCACACAUAUGUCGCUGCAGGUUCAGGCCCUCAGGCUGGCAGCGGCCGAACAACAAGUGGCGUCUCACGUCCUAUCCCGACCCCGUGCCGAGGUUACGGACGCAUCCCAAGAUCCCUGCCACAGCCGACUCAUGCCUCUAGCGAUACCGCCCGAAUCGGCUCGCACUCGGAGCGGGAGGAGAUCCUCUCCACUUUGCUCGAAAGGAGCAUGCUCGAUAAUGACUAUCAGCCUAUGCUCGCGGCUUCGAUUGCCUUGGAGGAGGCUUUCGCGCGACCCAAUCACACUGCCUACCACACACAGGUCACCAGGCCAACAAUAUGCCUCAACGAGUCUAUCCCUUUCGGCCAGGAUAUGCUCCCCAGCGGGACUGAGCCGGAAGUUUUUGAUUUAGAGGCGCGCCAGUGUUUGCUGCCCGGUACGCCGGCCCAGACGGACUGGCUACUGCAGCGAGCCCCCUUGUCCUUGCUGUCGGGGCCCCCCCAUGGCCUCAAUAAACCCGACCGCUUUGCGGCGUGGGUAGCCGAAGGUUGUGUUGGUCGCGCCCCGGCCCCAGGGGAGCUCGUAGUCCUCACCUCGGACGGAUCUUUUCAGGACAGUCACGGUAGGGUCGGAUGGGGUCUUGUUGUCAGCCUGGUUGAAUCUAGUACCCUUCUCCUGCCGGGACAGUUUGUAGGCUGCUUCUAUGGAGACGUUACUUCCCUUGUUGGUGGUGAAUCCGAUGGCUCGCGGCACAGGGACGCCUACUCUGCGGAGGUCGCUGGCCUCUGCUGGAGCGCAAUUGCUUCCCUUCAACUCGCCAUUUCAUGCCCCGUGAUCUUCCGGUCCGAUUGCACAUCCGCACUGGCUGGGGCGGAGGGGACUGUAAGCAUGCGAUCAGACAAUCUUUGUCAGGCUGCCCGGUGUCUCCAUGCAACGGCCUCGCAGGCGUCCCCUGCCGCAGUCCGAUACCAACAUGUUCCCGGACAUGCCGGUGACUUUGCGAAUGAGCUUGCAGACGCGCUGGCCAAUCACGGCGCAGAUGGACACUCUCUCAUAGAUCCUCUUCGCUUCGACGUGGCUAUGACAGCUGACCUGAGCUUUCUGCAGUGGCUGCCGCACUUUUGUCUGUCCAGACGCCGAGGUUUGGAGGUCCCAUGCCUGCAGCACCAGGUCCUAAGAUGGAAUCGUGGGCCUGGUGCGCACAACCACAGUUCGGAGCAUGUGAUGAAGCCGUUUCUCCGUGCAUUCCCACAAUCCGGUGGCGACGCUGAUGGGCAUAGCCCGCAAUUGUGUCAGUGGCGCAUGGUGAGCUUUAAUGUGCUUUCUCUCCAGGACAGCGGCGGACAGUCGGAGGCUGGGGCCGGCAUUCAUGGCGCUGUCGGCCGACCGUCUCUGCUUCAGCAGUCGUUGGAAACAAUGGGUGUCGCGAUUGCAGGAUUACAGGAAUGUCGAACCUCGCCUGGUUCCAUGCGUUGCGGCCGAUACACCCGUUUCUCCUCUGGGGCAGACCCUAGCUCUUGCUUUGGCAUUGAGUUAUGGAUUCAUGAUGAUAGCCCCUGCAAGGCGGCCUCCGUGGCGGUUUUGCAUGCCUCGCCCACCAUUCUUAUUGUCUCCGCAGCUCUUAUGAGCAGGCCCAUUCGUAUCAUCGUCGCGCACGCGCCCCAUCGUGCGCAUACCUCUUCCACCAAGCAGUCAUGGUGGAAACGUUUCUCCCACCUGUGCCAUACAUAUGUGGCUGGGGGCCUUGCCAUCCUAAUGAUGGAUGCCAACUGCCGGCUGGGCAGUGAGACGUCAUCUGCUAUAGGAAGUUUUCAGCCUGAUGCCCAAGACGAGUCCGGCCUCUGGUUCCACCGACUGCUGGAGGAGCAGGGACUAUGGCUGCCUGCCACCUUUGAACACUGCAUGUCAGGCGACGGUGGAACGCUGCGACAGAAGCGAAGUGGUUCUCUGGACAGGUCUGACUUUAUCGGAGUUCCCGGCUCCUGGUUCAAUAGUACUUGUCGGGCGUGGGUUGAGCCGCAUAUCUCGGCAGGGCACAUGUGUAUCGAUCACAUGGCCGCUGCGCUUGAUGUGUCACUUCUUAUGCCCUCCGCGAGCCACACCACGCCUCGGGCUAAGCGCAUUGAUGUGCGUGCACUGGCUGAUCCCCAAAACGCUGAAGCUGUGGCGCACAUUAUCAACACCUCCCCCCGUCCUGCAUGGACGGUGGAUGUAAGUGAACACGCCGCAGUGGUUGUUGAUCACUUAUACCAGGGGCUAGUAGAUGCAUUCCCCGUCCGACGCGGACGCAUGCGCACAGGAUACCUUACUGAUGGCACUUCGGCACUUCACCGCGUCGUGUCCUCACUGCGCCACUCCGUGCGAUGCAAGAAGAUGGCCCUUCGCUAUGCGCUAUUGCGCUGUGCGUGGCAGGCCUGGCAGUCUGCUGAGAACCCGCUGCUUGCAUUAUUCCAGGGGCAAUGGCUCUGGCAACUGGAGACCCGCUAUGCCCUGAGUUGCAUGCUCCUGCGCCGAUAUGGGAUCCUCCUGCGCCGCGCCUGCCGCGAAGACCGCAACCAAAUGUAUGCGGAGAUUGCGAAUGAGAUCGCAACUUCUGCUCCCAGCUCUAUGCACGGGGUUGUGCAGAAGGUCCUCAAACCUAAAAAGUAUCGCAAGGGCGGGAAUGCCCCGCUCCCUACUCUUUACCGAGCCGACGGUAGUCAGUGCCUGACUCAAAACGAGAUUACCACCGCUUGGCGUGAGCAUUUCCGCGUGCUCGAGGGCGGCCUUGAAACCACCCCUCCUCAACUGCUUGCAGCCUGCAGGGCUUCCCAAGAAGACUUUGAGGGCAGCGACACCGUUGACGCUUCACAUAUGCCCACGUGGAUGGACCUCGAAGCGGCUCUUCGUCGCACGGCCGCGCGCAAGGCGGCCGGCCCUGACCUGCUUCCUCCAAUGCUCUGCAAGCGCUUUAGCCCCCAGCUCACAUCGCUUCUAUGGCCCCUGCUCCUUAAGACAGUGUGCGGGGCGGCUGAAGCGGCUGGUAUGAAAGGGGGCACCUUGCAUCACAUUUGUAAGCCACACCCUAAGUCGCCCCACACAUGUGACGCCCAUAGAGGCAUCCUUGUGCAAUCGGCUCUUUCCAAGGCCUUUCAUAGAUCCCUGCGGGGCUUGGUCGUGAAACAUUGGACGGGAGCUGCUCUACCCCUGCAAAUAGGCGGCCGUUCCGGAUGCAGUGCCUCUUUCGGACACUUGUGCUCGCGAGCACUUUUGCACUACGCAUACCGAAACGGUCUCUCCGCUUCCUUGAUCUUCAUUGACCUGUCCUCAGCGUACUAUGCAGUGAUUCGAGAGACGCUGUUCGGUAAAGACCUCUCGUCCCGACCAGUGCAUGAAAUCGCUGCAGCUCUUGGACUGGAUUGUGAUGACCUUCAGGAGCUUACUCGCCUGGUUGAACAUGAGGCAAUACUCCCACAACAGGACGCCCCGGCCUUGAUGCAGGAGCUUGCGCACGAGUUCCAUCAGCAGACAUGGUUUGUCCUCCAUGGAGACGAGCAAAUGAUCUCCACAUUUCGAGGAACAAGGCCGGGUGGCACACUAGCGGACAUCAUGUUUAACCUGUUGUUCGGACAGGCACUGAAAAGACGGAAGUCCAGCUCCUUGCUCUCUGCUGUUCCCUCGGUUCCCUGGAGCGGCCAACGCACGCUGUUCCCUACGAGCGUCGCAGAGAACAGCCCAUUAAAGGACAUCCCGGAUAUUGUGUAUGCUGACGACCUCUGCAUUCCGGUAGUCUGUGAGAAAGCCUCUAAACUCCGGGGCGUUGUCUCCGCUGUUGCUGCGGAUACGUUUGACACCCUCACGCCCCAUGCACUUCGCGUCAAUCUAGGACCAACGAAGACGGCUGCCAUUAUGGCACACAUCGGCCCCGGGUCGCGGGCCGCGAGGCACGAAUCCUUCGGAACGCUGAAAGGGCGGGCACCCGUUUUCCCGGAUAACAAAGGCCUGCUCUGGCUUGACCUUGUUGCGCGCUACCGACACCUGGGGGCUGUCGUGGCCUACGACGGCUCGAUGCGUGCUGAUGUCAAGCACCGGCUUGCCCUUGCACGUUCUGCCUUCAAGGAUGGGAUGUUCCACUGCAAAGGCGGGCUGCCUUCUUCCGAAGUCACGUCUUAUCUGCUCUUACAGCAGGAAUUGGCAGCUGGCCUGAGCUCGGAGAAUGCGACCGCCUCCUUUUCUCGGGAGGGCUUGUUGGUCUAUACCGCCAGCUUUUGGGCCUCAGGGCCCAUGGACACUGGCAUUUUACCACAUCCCAACUUCUCUCAUCGACCGGGUUGCCGUCGGCAGAAACCAUACUCCAUGUCGAGCGCCUUCGAUUUCUGGGGCAGCUUGUCCGACAUGGCCCAGACGAGCUCUGGGCUCUUCUCGGCUGGUACACUGAUUACCAGGAUUGGGCAAGCUGGGCACUACUUCUGCGUGAUAACCCUGGCCGCUGGAAGGGCAUUCUCAAGAGAGCGGAAGCCUGGCAAGGGCUUCAUCAUGACUUGCAGGCAAGCUUUGAUUUUGCUAUCCGCCAGAUAUGGGAUCAUUCGGCUCCUGCCCCGACCUCCGAUCUCUCUGACCUUCAGCAUGGCUGUCUGGUGUGCGGACUGGCCUUUGCCUCUCGACAGCAGUGGGGUGCCCACGCUCAAAAAGUCCACGGUUACCGUCAUCCAGCAACCCGACUUGCAGUUGGACGGCAGUGCCGUGCUUGUGGCUCGCAAUACGCCACGCAGCGCCGUCUCCGAUGUCAUCUGCUCGCCUCUGCGC
Symbiodinium sp. CCMP2456 is the source of this 10611-nucleotide messenger RNA. NCBI's taxonomy places the organism in Eukaryota, Dinophyceae, Suessiales, Symbiodiniaceae. The record is from the annotation of a GenBank genome assembly.